UUGCCUGCUUAGUGCUUGGACUGUCUGAGAGUGAAAACCCAGAGAAAGACACCUGGCAACUGAAUUACUGACAAUGCAGCCACUGGAAUCAGUGACAUUUGAAGAUAUAGCUGUAGACUUCACCAAGGAAGAGUGGGCCCUGCUGGACAUAUCCCAGCGAAAGCUGUUCAGGGAUGUCAUGCUGGAAAAUAUACGUCAUCUCGUCUCCCUAGGAUAUCAGCAUUGCAAAUCAGAUUUGAUUUUCCAGUUGGAGCAAGGACAAGAGCUGUGGAGUGAAGGAACUGGAUUUCUUCAAGGCCAGAGCCCAGGCAGGGGAAAUGCCUUUAAAGAACAAGAAAUGAGAGCCACACAACGUAUCAACAGGAAGGACACAUCUGCAAUCAUGCCAGUGCAGGAAUCUCUUACUCCAGAGGAUCCCUUUGAAUAUAAAGAUUUGGAAGAAGAUUUCACUCAUGGCUUCAUGUUGAGUCAACAUUUGUUAACCCACACAGAAAAGACACCUUGUAUCAGUAAACAGUGUCCAAAAUCCCUUAGUGACCAGUCUUACCUUAAUCAACAUAAGCAAAUUCACACCAGAGGUAAAUCAUGCGAGUGCCAUCUGUGUGGAAAAGCCUUCAGUAAUUGCUCAAGCCUUAGGAGACAUGAGAUGACUCACACUGGAGAGAAACCAUAUGAAUGCCAUAUCUGUGGGAAUGCCUUUAUUCAAAGCUCAGACCUUAGAAAACACAAUCUAACGCACACUGGAGAGAAACCGUAUGAAUGUCAUCUCUGUGGGAAAGCCUUCAGUCAGUCCUCCAACCUCAGACAGCAUGAGAGAACACACACUGGAGAGCAGCCAUAUGAGUGUCACCUGUGUGGGAAAGCCUUCAGUAAAUGUUCUGCCCUCAGACGACAUGAAAGAACUCACACUGGAGAAAAACCGUAUGAAUGUCAUCUUUGUGGGAAAUCCUUCAGUCAGUGUUCUGCUCUUAGACGACACGAGGGAACCCACAAUGGAGAGAAAAUUAUGAAUGCCUUCAGUAAAUAUUCUGACCUUAGAUAACAUCGUAUUAUAAAUGUAGUGAAUGUGGGUGAGACUUCAACCAUAGCGUUAACAUUUAAACACACCUCUAGGGGACUUGCACAUUGAAGAAACUGUAAUCAAUGUAGAAGAUCCCUCAGUCAUUCUUCCUCAUGUGACAUACACCAGCUUAAAUGGAAGAAAUCCCCAGGUGUGACAACUGCGCAGCAAAACCAUGAAGGAUGGAAGAGGACUCACUCUGUCUCAACCUGAAACACACUGUGGGCCUGCACAGGGAGCACCCCUAGCUCUGAGCACUGUGGACGGCGCGCAGCCAGGUACCGGUGUGGCGCCCACAAGAAAACUCAGUGAAGUCUGAAUAAACACGAACACAAGAUGUAAGGGGAUGAAUGCUCUUGAGGAAUAACAGAUGAUUCAUAUUGCAGUGAGAAAGGAGAGACCCUUUGUUCAUAGAAAGCCAUUUGGGGCCCGUGUGAAGAUUCGGACCGUAUAGAGCACUCCGUGUCAGUGAUCACUUAUUUCUCAGCCAACAUUAAGCUUCUUACCUGAGGAGAUGGCAGUCAGGAAACCACAGUGGCGGGAACUUCAGGCAGAUUUCGUAGCAGGAAACUAAGUCUAGGGAAAAACCUCUAAAAUUAGAGCCUUUAACAUACAAUGUAACCAGUAAUUCAGGAUUUUGAGAAAAAUAACUAUUCAUGGGGAAAAUGUGGCAUAUAAAUGCAAAAAGGUAAAGUUGAUCUAAGCAUAUCAAAUACAGAAUUUUCUAAAAGAUAAAACUUUUUCAAUACAUUAUUUCCUGUAAAUAUUUAAUUAAUAAACCCUGUUGCUGAAAAA
Messenger RNA from Neogale vison (American mink), 1855 nucleotides. Its product is annotated as zinc finger protein 705A-like. The transcript is spliced from 5 exons. Gene Ontology annotation, molecular function: DNA-binding transcription repressor activity, RNA polymerase II-specific. Bases 74 to 1042 code for a protein of 322 amino acids. The record is from RefSeq and is a predicted model, not a curated record. Lineage: Eukaryota; Metazoa; Chordata; Mammalia; Carnivora; Mustelidae. Gene Ontology annotation, biological process: negative regulation of transcription by RNA polymerase II.